AUGCAACCCACACGGGAGUUCGUCGAGUUCGAAGUUGACGACAAGGAGAACCCUCGCAGGUGGAACACCUGGUUUAAGGGUUUCAUCGUUGUCUGGAUUUGCUUCAAUGCGUUCACCAUCACCUGCUACGCAUCUACCUACCUGGAUGCUGUUCCUUACGUCCAGGAGCUCUUCCAUGUAGGUUCCACUGUCGCAAAGUUGGGUUUCACUUUCUACGCUGGAGCUUGCGGUAUCGGGCCCCUCUUCCUCGCUCCGCUAAGCGAACUCUACGGCCGCAAGUGGGUGUAUGUUGGUAGUGCCUUAGGCUGGACGGCCUUUCAGGUCGGGGCUGCACGCGCCGAAAACACGGCAACGAUCCUCAUCUGCCGAUUUUUCGCUGCCCUUCUUGGGACAGCUUCUUUCUCCAAUGCUGCUGGGACAAUCCACGACUUGAGUACACCAGGGCUAUUCCAAUCGUCUUCGACCAUGCUCUUCUGUAUGGCGCUUUUCAUGGGACCUGUGAUCGGGCCUAUCGUGUCCGGCUACAUUGUGGAGAACACAACCUGGCGCUGGAUCUUCUACGCAGCAAUCAUUGCGGGCGGCGUAGAAACUGCCGUCUUCGCCAUGUUGCCUGAAACGCAUCACGGCAUCAUCCUCAUGCGUAAGGCAGCGAGGUUACGGAAGGAACAGCCAGAGUACGACCAUCGCUCGUCAUUCGAGCUCGAGCGCCCAUCUGUUGUGGAAGCACUUCGGAUCACAGCCACCCGCGCAGGGAGCAUGCUGAUCAGCGACCCCAUCAUUCUCGCAAUCUCGCUCUGGCAGACGACCGUAUUUGGCAUCAUCUACCUGUUCUUUGACGCGAUAGAGGAGUCAGAGUCCCGAAAGGCAGGUGGAGUGCGUACCCCUGAAAGACGCUUGAAACUAGGUCUGCUAGGCGCCAUCAUUGUGCCCAUCUCGCUCCUGUGGUUUGGGUUCACGACGUACACCUCCGUGCCGUAUAUGGUGCCUAUCGUCGCAUCAGGCUUCUACGGCUUCGGCUUCCUCGCCGUCAGCCUCAGCACAUUUUACUACACCAUCGACGCAUAUACGACGUAUGCGGCGUCUGCAUUCGCGGCACAGGCGAUGAUACGGUCGGUGGCGACGAGUGUGUUCGUGCUAUUCGGCACGCAGAUGUUCAGCGGGCUGGGACCUCGGUGGGCAACAUUCAUUCUUGCGAUGAUAGGCGUAGUGGAGAUUGCGCUGCCUAUCGUGUUCAUGAGGAAAGGUGAGGCGCUGCGCAAGGCGAGUGGAUUUGCGAGCCUGGAGGCUGAGCACGAUCAUGUGGACGCGUCGAGCGACGAGGAGAAGCAGAGUGUGGAUGACGAGAAACAAGUGUGGGUAGAAGGCCAGACCGCUUGAUACUAGACGUGUAUUGUGCUUAGUAUAGAUAAACGUGUCAGAGUGCUAGC
Molecule: messenger RNA, 1427 nt
Organism: Postia placenta MAD-698-R-SB12
Lineage: Eukaryota; Fungi; Basidiomycota; Agaricomycetes; Polyporales; Adustoporiaceae
Exons: 7
Coding region: 1-1377 (458 amino acids)
Biological process (GO): transmembrane transport
Cellular component (GO): membrane
Molecular function (GO): transmembrane transporter activity
Source: RefSeq, a predicted model, not a curated record